Molecule: messenger RNA, 4698 nt
Organism: Diatraea saccharalis (sugarcane borer)
Lineage: Eukaryota; Metazoa; Arthropoda; Insecta; Lepidoptera; Crambidae
Source: the annotation of a GenBank genome assembly
AUGGCGGGUAACGCAGCUGUGUUGCGGUGUGUAGUGCCCGCUCACUGUGUAGAAAGAAUCGACAGCACUGACUGGCUCGCAGACAACGACGUCAGUGUGUUGCGGUACUUAGAGAAGAGUUCUACUUGGCCGCGCGUGAAACUUUUCGGGGGCGGCCUCCUCAGCAUCAGUGGAAUACGGAGGGAAGACGCUGGCCGUUUUGUCUGCUGGCUAAACAACACCGUCGGCGGAGAAUCCGUACACUUCACUGUUAUUGUCACAGAACCAAUAUCCGUCCGAAUAAAACCCGAAGUGUUAAGAUCAAAAGUAAAUACUGACGUGAACUUCGAGUGUAAAGUGUCCGGCCAUCCGAUAGAGAUUAUUUACUGGGUACACGACGCUAGAGUUGUUAAGUCUAAUGAGAGAAUACAAUUGUCAGAAGACGGCCUAAGGUUACAUAUCAAAAACUCUCAGAAAUAUGACCAGGGAGUAUAUCAGUGUUUCGUAAGCAAUACCAGGGAUCAAGCUUACGGCAUAGCAGAAUAUGUAAUAAAUGUGACAGAAGAGCGUGGACGGGCGGCUGGUAACCGCUCGAGGCGUACUCCAUACGCUCACAGUACGCACACACAUGACGCGGCUGAUUGGAACUUCACUGGUACAAGAGAAACGAAACCUGAGUUGGUAUAUUGGUUCUCGGAACAGACGUUACAACCAGGACCUAGCGUUUCACUUAAAUGUGUGGCCAUGGGUCAUCCACCUCCUCAAUUCACGUGGCUGUUGGAUGGAUUUCCUAUUCCCACUAACUCAAGAUUCGUGGUUGGCCAGCAUGUUACUUUACAAGAUGACGUCGUUAGCCAUCUCAACAUCAGUAGAGUAACAGAACAAGAUGGCGGCGAAUACGCUUGUGUUGCAAGCAAUACCGCCGGGAAAGCAUUCCAUUCGGCACGGGUGAAUGUCUACGGCCUGCCAUAUAUACGAGAGAUGCCCAAAGUUACAGCGGUUGCUGGAAGUGACUUAAAUAUCAAGUGUCCAGUGGCUGGAUACCCAAUUGAAUCUAUUACUUGGGAAAGAGAUGGUCAAACAUUACCACUGAAUAGACGGCAAAAGGUAUUCCCCAAUGGAACGCUAGUGGUGGAACAAACCCAACGUGGCGAAGAUGCUGGUACUUACACCUGUCAAGCUGCAAACCGACAACGACAUGCCGCAAGGAGAGACGUUGAAGUACAAAUUUUAGUGCAACCGAAAAUCUUGCCUAUUCAGCCGCUCACAAAUUUCCUCAGGGAAGGGAUGAGAGCUGCGAUAUCUUGUCAAAUAUUGGAGGGCGACUUGCCAAUAGCUUUUCGAUGGGAGAAAAAUGGGCAACCCGUGACGUCAUCACCUUACGCGCCAAGUGGCAUAAUCACGAGAAGAAUGGACGAAUACAGCGCCUCCUUGGUCAUCGAACAUAUUACGUCACUACACAGUGGAAAUUAUACGUGUAUUGCUUCCAACGUUGCCGGAUCAGAAAGAUUCACAGUUCCACUUACAGUCAAUGUUCCACCUCGAUGGCGUUUGGAGCCAAAUGACGUGGCAGUUGCUGCAGGACAAGAUGUAACCUUACAAUGCCAAGCUGACGGCUACCCGAAACCAACCAUUAUGUGGAAAAAAGCUGUCGGUAACACUCCUGGAGAAUACAAAGAUUUUAUGUUCGAGGGCAGUUCACGGGUGUUAGAGAAUGGGUCUCUGGUCUUCGAAAGGGUCGCCAAAGACAGCGAAGGUCAUUAUCUGUGCGAGGCCAGGAACGACAUAGGAGCUGGCCUCAGCAAACUUAUCUUCCUGAAAGUCAAUGCUCCAGCUAGAUUUCCAAUGAAGAGCAAAACUGUACAAGUGACCGCAGGAGAGGCGGCUCACCUACAAUGUGCGGCAUCUGGAGAUGCACCUCUAGAGGUAUCCUGGAGAAGCCCUCAUCAUCACACCAUAGCUCACCAUCUAGAUCAAAGAUACACUAUUCGAGAACAAGUUUUGGACGAUGGACUAGUAUCAGAGUUGAGCAUACUACAAACCUAUCGGCAAGACACUGGGGCGCUCACAUGCCGUGCAUCCAACGCGUAUGGACAAGACGAAAUGCUUAUACAUCUUGUCGUACAAGAGGUUCCGGAAAUGCCCAAGAACAUUAGAAUAAUUGAUCAACAAUCUCGAGCAAUACAAAUAUCUUGGACUCAACCGUACGCGGGCAAUAGCCCUAUUAUAAACUACAUCGUACAGUAUAAAGAAGCUCCCGAUUCCUGGCCAACUACACCACAAAAAGUAAUAGUGCCAGGUAGCGUAACAUCAGCAAGUGUUCAAAAUUUACAACCGGCUACUUCCUAUCAUUUACGAAUUAUCGCAGAGAACAGAUUAGGUCAGAGCGAACCGAGUCAGCUAGUUCAAGUAACGACCACUGAAGAAGUUCCAAGUGGCCCACCACUAGAUGUUAGGGUCGAGGCUAAAAGCUCAACUGAACUAAUUGUCAGUUGGGAGCCACCACAAAGAGAUCUUUGGAAUGGAAAUAUACUCGGAUACUAUGUUGGAUUUCAAGAGCUCAACAGCAACAGUACAGUCUUGAGUGCUAGUGGACCAGGUGGCGCGUCAUAUACUGUUCGAACAGUUGAAGGAGCUGGUUCAGCUCGAGCUAGAACUACUCUAUCUGGUCUACAGAAACACGCUGCCUAUGCUAUCGUAGUGCAGGCAUACAACAGUAGAGGCGCUGGACCCGCUUCUCCUCCUACUACCGCCACUACUAUGGAAGACGUUCCUAGUUUACCGCCGGGCUCUCUACAGUGUACAGCUGUAAGUUCUCAAUCAGUACGGGUAUCUUGGGAACCACCGCCAAUGCGUGGUCGCAACGGAGUAUUGCAAGGGUACAGAGUGACAUACGCCCCGGUCACGGAUUGGUAUGGCAACGAGGAAGCAGUUACGAAGCAAAUAUCAGGACUCCACACUACGUUGUCGGGCCUUCGAAGGUACACCAACUAUUCAGUAACCGUAUGCGCAUUUACGGCUGCAGGCGAUGGUGUUAGAGCAGCACCAGUCUACUGCCAUACGGAAGAAGAUGUACCGUCAGCUCCUGCAGACAUCAAAGCAGUAGUAUCGUCCCGUAGCAAGAUCCUCGUGUCAUGGCUACCACCUGCAUCACCCAACGGCAUCCUUGUGGGAUACACCUUGUACAUGAGUGUUAUCGAAGAUGGACGAGAGGAGGGCACCCACAAACGUAUGCUGUCGCCAAGCACGCUCUCACACGAGACAUCCCGUUCACCUCCGCGCGCCACUCACCAGUUCUGGGUAUCAGCAUCCACCCGGCUAGGAGAAGGAGAAACAACGAGGGUUGUUACCGUUCUACCAUCAGAGUCUGUUCCUGCAAGAAUCACUUCGUUCAGUAGGAGUAUAGUGACUCCUUGGAAGGAAAACAUAUCGCUGUCUUGUAACAAAGUUGGGAUCCCCACUCCUUCUACCACAUGGAGUAUGAACGGAGCAACUCUAGAGUCUACUCUGAGGAAGAACGUGACCUCUGAUGGUACUCUCGUUAUCAGCAUGACGCAGUACGCUGACAGCGGUUACGUGAUCAACUACAAGCGAGAACACGGCGACUGGGAGGAGCUUCAAGUGGAGGCGGGAACAUCGGAACAUGUGCUUCCAAACCUGUGGUGCGGCACCCGUUACCAACUGUACAUUACUGCUUUCAACCGCAUCGGCACUGGAUUACCUUGUGACAUCGUGCACGCAUAUACUAAGGGCACAGUUCCUGUGAAGCCAAAACACUCUCAGAUGAUAACCCUGAACACUACUACUGUGACUGUAUGGCUCGAUUCUUGGGGAGACGGUGGCUGCGGAAUACUUUACUUCUGGCGGCUAGUAUCGAACAGUGUACAAGCGACAGAGCGUGUGUUCAGCGUAUCAGGUCUGACUCCCGCCGCUCACUAUCAGCUGCGGAUCACCGCACACAAUAACGCCGGUCACGCCGUCGCACUAUACAACUUUACUACAAACCCACUAAACGGCAAAUCAGGUGGCACAGAGACAGCGGCCACGGAGAGUGGCGUGGGCGAGUCGCCAUCAGUCGCGCAGCUUCAAAACAAAGUGAAUAGAGACCAACAGUAUUUAGCGACACGCGCGCAACACCCCGCUCCACAACAUCACUACAAACAUGCAUCUAACGAAUACAUUGAGGACAUAUGUCCAUAUGCGACAUUCCAAUUGACGAAGCCGACAGCGUACAGUGAAAGCAGCUACAGUGGGAACGUGUACAGUGGGCCUUACCACUCGGUGCGCGGCUCCUUCGUCUACCACGACCUCAAGCAAAAUGACAAAUACAAGGGUAAAGAACCGGAAUAUACUAAAGUCAGGAGAAAAGGAAACAGACUCCGGGAUCCGCAUUCGGAAAGCCAAGAUCCGACAGUGGAGCGGGAAGAGUCAUCAUCAUCGUCGGAGAACUCUGUAGGCGGGGUGGUGCGCAAGGCGUUUCCAUCGCGCAAGGGGAAAGCGGGUGCACUCGGAAAACGGCAUGUUCGUUCCUCCAGCGGAUACAGCAGUCACAACGACGAGACCACCUUCAGUAUAUCUAACUACCCGUCGUUCAACGAGCACAUACAUCCGCCGUCGCGGUUCUCAGACGACACCGAGUGCGAGGGCCAUCACAGACGCAAACGUCACCACGCACCAGACUCCAAGGUCACGCGAGAGGCAUUCCAGAUCAACGUAUGA